This is a messenger RNA of Pararge aegeria (speckled wood butterfly), 1501 nucleotides long. RefSeq lists its product as uncharacterized. The coding region runs from base 174 to 1487 and encodes 437 amino acids. NCBI's taxonomy places the organism in Eukaryota, Metazoa, Arthropoda, Insecta, Lepidoptera, Nymphalidae. The record is from RefSeq and is a predicted model, not a curated record. The transcript has 4 exons.
AUUUCGAAAUUUAAAUUUUCAACACGGUUGAGACGAAACUCUUUUUUUCAAAUCUUAAAGCAAUAUUAUUAAAAAAUCCGUUGCUUCGGAAUAUUGUCUUGAACGAAGAGUAAAUACAUUUUACAUUUUGUACGGUCCGUUCGUGUACCUCUGUAUUGUGUCACUAACUAAAUAUGGCUUCGAGCUCCACCGACAAUGAUUCCAGUGAAGAUGAAGUAUUUUUUGGCCCUAGUACUUUAAAAGAAAUAAGGGCACGCCUUUUACCCAAACAAGUACGACGACAUAUGAUAUACGCUAACAAAAAAAAAAAAAACAAUGAAAUUGAUAACAGUAUCACCAUAAUUGAAAUGCAUUCAGAGCCAGAAAUGAAUAUUAAUAAUGAUCUGAUUGAUUCUCCAAACUUGUCUACAGUUUUCACCAAUUAUACAGAUUGUGUAAUCAAACAAACAGAUAAUAGUUACUUAAAACUUUCACCAAAUGACAGUUUUAUAAAACUAGAAAAACAAGUUGCAGAAUGUUGUAUCUCAGAACAAACACAUAAUCAUACUUUGAAUAAUAAUGUAGGAAUAGAUAAUUUCCUUUUGAAAAAAUCUCCUGUAUAUUGGGAUUCCAGAGAUGAAAAAAAUGAUUUAUUAAAUAACACUAUAGAUAUUUCUUUUCAACUAAGAAACAAUCCUAAAAUUCAGGUACAAGAUGAAAAACUAAUACAUAAUGAUGUUGAAAUUUCAAAAGAAAAAACAAACAAUGUACAUGAUAGUGAAAAUAAAAGAAAUGAAAAGAUUGGCACAGUAAAACUUCUAACUCAUGGUCCACGUGAAAAAGUGUCCACACAACAACACAAUCCUAAAAUUCUGGUACAAGAUCAUAAAUUAGAACAUUAUGAUAAUGAAACAUCACAAGUAAAAACAAACAAGGUAUUGCAUGAGAGUGAAAACAACAUAACAAUACAAAAGAUUGAGAAAGUUCAACUUAAAACUCAUGGUAUAUGUGACAAUGUGUCAACACAAAAUAAUAAGAUACCUAACACAGAUAUAUUUAAAACUCCUGUUUCUACAAGAAAGCAACAAGCUUCUUCAAUUAAAAAUUCACAAAGUAAAGUAAAAGGCUAUCAACAUGUAGCCAGUCCUAUUGCUAUAUAUAUUAAGAGCCCUCAAUUUUCUUUAUUACGUAGUAACUGUCCUAAACCACAAUCAUUUAUUCCUACACUGAAAAAAUUUCCAAUGGAAAAUAAAAUAAGUAACAAAGAAAAUGUUCAAUUGCAAACAACUGGUUGUGGGAUUCCCAAGGUGGCUGCAGUGGUACACAAUAGCAAGAAAUUAUUGCACAGUGAUUGGAGUAAAAGGGGAACUCCAUCAGCAAAUGUUUUAAGAAAAAAUGCACCACAGGAUGUGACCACUUCUAAGAAACUCUUUGUACCUCAAGAUGACAGUAUAGAUAACUUAUCACUUAAAUCUCAGGCUGAUGUUUAUACAGACAUAUCAGAAUAAACCACAUCAUCUUA